AUGAUCGCGGGAUACGCUCCUCUGACAAUACCAGGCACUAAGGCCGCCGCCAAGGGACGUGCGUUUCGCGCUUUCAACAAUUCACUCCAUCGCCUGUUGCAUCUCUUACAUCCUGCCCCCUCUCUGCACGCGCCCUCGAUUUCCUCCAAACCUAGUCCCGUCGCUGAGCUGCGAUUCUUGCGACGACCUUUCCGACCUCCUGGGCUCCCUCUCUUCGGUUUCGGGCGAACCACGCGCACCCGACCAUUACAGGCGCAACCCGCUUCAAAUCCUCCCUCGAAGGUGCCGUCCUCGCUCGGCGAUACUCAUUCGAAUUCACCCUUCCGAUCCUCACUCAGAGCUCUGAUUCUGCGCCGGGCUCCCAUGAUUAUGCCCAUGGCCAUUGUCUUCGGUGGCCAGUGA
Penicillium argentinense is the source of this 402-nucleotide messenger RNA. RefSeq lists its product as uncharacterized. NCBI's taxonomy places the organism in Eukaryota, Fungi, Ascomycota, Eurotiomycetes, Eurotiales, Aspergillaceae. The coding region runs from base 1 to 402 and encodes 133 amino acids. The record is from RefSeq and is a predicted model, not a curated record. The transcript has a single exon.